Scylla paramamosain (green mud crab) is the source of this 1819-nucleotide messenger RNA. RefSeq names its product RNA-binding protein 34-like. Gene Ontology annotation, cellular component: nucleolus. The record is from RefSeq and is a predicted model, not a curated record. Gene Ontology annotation, biological process: maturation of LSU-rRNA from tricistronic rRNA transcript (SSU-rRNA, 5.8S rRNA, LSU-rRNA). Gene Ontology annotation, molecular function: rRNA binding. Bases 255 to 1538 code for a protein of 427 amino acids. The transcript is spliced from 9 exons. Lineage: Eukaryota; Metazoa; Arthropoda; Malacostraca; Decapoda; Portunidae.
UGAAGAGCAGGAUCAAGAUUCACAACACACGUGGGAAACGCACCCGCUGCCGCUGUUGUAUGGUUUGUGGUGCUUGUCCUCAUGCGUGGUGGUCCUGCGCUGCACUGUGGCCGUGCUAUUCGGACAGCACCGCACACUGUGAGUGACUACUUUGCCAUCCAGUGUUAGUACCAUCACUGGCUCUUGACGCAGGUGAGAGAGCAGUUGAUUGAUUAAGGAAGGACACCAUCCAGACAGCCUUCCAGUCACACACCAUGAAAGCAAAGAAAGCAGCCAAAUGCCCUGUCCCAUACAGUAUUGACAGUAAUGGAAUUGUGAAGAAAAAGAACAAGAAGAAAGUGAAGUCUCUGGCUCAGAAAGUGUCAACUAGCAAUGAAGUGAUAGAAGCCAUGGAGGCAGCCUCUGCUGUUUCCACAAAAACUUUAUACCCUAAGAACAACAAACAAAAGCAGAAGGGCAAGAAGAAUAUCUUAGAAAAGCAUGCUGACAAUGUCACCAAUGGCUCAUCAAAUAUCAAGGAGAUACAAAUGAAGAACGGCAGUGUUGAUUCACAGAAUUGCCUAGGCAGCACAAAGGAGGCAGACAGCCUACAUAUGCCUGCAGACACCACCCUCAGUGGUGUAUCAUCCAAGAUCAAGAAAGAACAGAAGAAAAAUCAAGCUAACUUGCAAGCAUCAUCAGAGAACAAAAGUGCUGCCAACAGGGAGAAUAAGCUUAGGAAAGCCAAGGUGGAAGUGUCCGGGAUGCCAGAGAGCAAUGAUGAGAAGGAACAAAGGACAAUAUUUGUGGGCAAUGUGAGCACCAAGACUACAAGAAAGAGCCUGUCACGCUUUUUCAGCAAAUAUGGCAAGGUGGAAGCAGUCAGACUACGAUGUGCUGCUGUACCCACCCUAGCCACCACCAAGAGGCAGGCUGUCAUCAAGAACACCUUUCAUGAAAAACGCACAUCCCUGUCUGCAUAUGUGCGUUUUACUGAGGCAGCCAUGGUGGAGGCGGCUCUCAAAGCUAAUGGUGCUGAGCUGGAUGAGAAGCAUCUACAUGUUGAUCAUAGCCAGGGAUCUAACAGGAACACCAAGCUGGCUGUGUUUAUUGGCAACCUGGCAUUCGAGGCAGAGGAGGAGGCCCUGCGUUCACACUUUGCCACCUGUGGAGAGAUAGAAAGUGUACGCAUUGUGAGGGACAAAAAGAUGGCAUCUGGCAAAGGAUUUGGCUACGUCAACUUUAUGUCUGAGGAUGCUGUUGAAAUGGCACUCCAGAUGGACGGUAAAGUUUUCAUGCAUCGGCAGCUGCGUGUGCAGCGCUGUGCUAAACAGGGAAAGAAAGGUCCAAAGCCAACAUUCAAGACUCGAGGGAAGAAAGGACUUGGCUUUAUGAAGAACAAACCUACUUCAGCUAAAACUUCAAAAAUGCAACAGAGUUUUACUGGAAAGAAAAUGAUGGAAACAAAGAAGUUUAAAAAGAUAAAAGCAAAGGCAAAAUUCACCAAAGAGGACAGGAAGAAGAAAGCCAUUGCCCACAAGUUAGCUGCAGUGAAGUGAAAGCAGAGGGUCUAAAAUGUUCUCACAUAUUCUAAAUAAAAAAUAGAAGAAAUGCGAUAGUAUAUAUUUUUAUCAUCUUUAAAAUACUAAAAGGAUUGUUUGUGAAUCAGGACUCAGACUUGUAUUUCCUGAAGAUAAAGACCAAGGCGAGGUCUGCUCACCACCAGGAUGGGCUGGAGAGGACGGCUCACCCACCAUUUCUAGUCCACUUCAAGUAGGCUAGAAGAUUGAAAUUGUCUUUCAUUCACUAUGUUGUAAAAUAAAUAAAGUUUGUAACAUUA